AGGAAAUGCUUCUGGCUGUCAGCAUGUCUUUAGCAGUGCGGCUUUAAGAAGCCUCUGCACAGGCGUAACAGUCAUUUGCAGAGCUUGCUGUUGCAGCCUGCAGAAUUCUGCUUGCUCAGUAUUUCAGUCGUAAGAAGACAGGGCACACACUGCACAUCUUCCUGAUGAGCAGACCUGAAGAAACUUCUUCCAAUUAUUCUCUUUUUCUGGUUCUGUGGCCUUUACUGAACAGUAAUUGAAACUCGUGUGCAAUGGGUUUCUUCCCGAACUUUAUUCAUCUGGUUAGAAGGAUGCUGAUGAUUUGAUGACAGGACAGUACGGCAGUCUCACCGGUAAUUGAAUUGGGAGACAAAGCCAAAGAAAGCGCUGAUAUAGAUGAAGAAAUGAGGCACCUUUCCAACUGUGAGUUCCCAACAAAAUGCCAAGACGAAGAAACCUUCUCACUGCAAUCCUCAUUGUUUUACCCUGGACCAUACUGCUGACUAUUUGGCAUCAGAACUCAAGAGAUUUUUAUUUUGCCGUUAAGAGAAAGGAGCCAGACAAUGGAACAAAAAGAGCACUCGUCAACAGUUCACAAAGCAAAGAAGAACAGGGUGUCUGUAUUCACCAUCAGGCAGCGAGCACUCAGACCUAUAUCAAGCUGGAAUAUGUUUACACUAGGCCGCCCCAGUGGUCGCAGUCCUUGCCAACCAUUUAUGUGGUAACACCAACCUACAUCAGACCUGUGCAGAAAGCAGAGCUGACCAGACUAGCUAAUACCUUCCUCCACAUACAGAACCUGCACUGGAUUGUGGUGGAGGACUCGCCCCGGAGGACUGGUUUGGUUGCACUGCUACUGGAGAAGAGUGGACUGAAUUUCACUCAUUUGAACGUUCAAAGUCCAAAAAGUGUGAGGUUGGGCCUCACUAAAUCAUCGUCGCGUGCUCCAAGGGGGACCUUGCAGAGAAACCUGGGCCUCCGCUGGCUGAGAGACAGACUGAUCCCAAAUGAUUCAUCAGAGGGUGUUGUUUACUUUGCCGAUGAUGAUAACACCUACAGUUUGGAACUCUUUGAAGAGAUGCGAUUCACUAAAAAGGUAUCGGUAUGGCCUGUGGCUUUUGUCGGUGGGCUGCUGUACGAAUCUCCCAAAGUGAACACUGCGGGAAAAGUCGUCGGUUGGAAAACUGUCUUUGAUCCAAAUCGACCUUUCGCUAUUGAUAUGGCGGGCUUUGCAAUCAACGUUAAACUGAUACUUGAGAAAUCUUCAGCCAACUUCCAGCUGUAUGGCGUCAAGGGAGGAUACCAGGAGACCAGCUUGCUGCGCGAACUUGUAACUUUAAGAGAGCUGGAACCUAAAGCUUCAAACUGCACUAAAAUCCUAGUCUGGCACACUCGAACUGAGAAACCAGUUCUCAUUAAUGAAGGAAAGAAUGGAUUCACUGAUCCAAGAGUGGAAGUGUGAUCUGUACUGAGACUGAAGGCAUUUCCUGUAUCUCGUGAAGGUCUUCUGCAGAUUGGCCUAUACCAUGACAAUGUUUCAGGUCAUACAAGUCUUCUGUAUGUGUAAGAAGGGACUGCAGACGCUGGUUUAAACCGAAGAUAGACACAAAAAGCUGGAGUAGCUCAGCGGGACAGGCAGCAUCUCUGGAGAGAAGGAAUGGGUGACGUUUCGGGAGAUGCUGCCUAUCCCGCUGAGUUACUCCAGCUUUUUGUAUCUACCUCCAAGUCUUCUGUAUAUUUGAUUGAAAAUAUCCUACUAAAUCAUUACUGUACAGUGUGUUUUAAAUUAUUACUUGCUUCUAGCUGAUUAUUUUCACCACUCUCCCAGAUAAUCCACUUCUACAGAACUGGAUUUGGAGAGUCACCAACAAGAGGAUAUAGCUACGAGAUAAGAGGCUAUCCGUUUAAAACGGAGGCGUAGAGGAAUUUCUUCUCAGGGGGUAGCGAAUCUCUGGAAUUUUUUCCCCAUGAGCGUGAAAAUGGCCAUAUCUUUAAAUAUAAUUAAAGUGGAGAUAGAUGCAUAUUUUGAAAUUAAGGGCUAUGUGGAACUGGGGCAGUAGUUGAGGCCAGUAGAUCAGUCAUGAUCAUAUUGAAUGGUAGAGCAGGCCUAAAGGUUUUGGUAGCUUACUCCUGCUCUUAUUUUCUUGUGGCCACAACUUUGACAAGAAUGGAUUUUUCUUCCAAAGAUCUUUAUAUUGAUGGAAUGAGCAUAUAACCUUAUUCUACAAAGGAGGGCAGGGAUCGCAAUUAGGUACCUGUUUAUACUUGAUUAAACAUAAAUCGUAAUCUAUUAAUAGGUGAACAAUCAACAUUCAGACUCGGCUGGUUUUUUUAAACCCAGUUUCCUCUUUCAACAUAGAGUACAUUAUCUUGCUGCACAGUUGUGCCACAAGAGAGCUACAGGCAAAGCCAGCAUUUUAUUGAACAUCCCUAAUUGCCCUUCAGGAAGUGAUGGUCAGCCAUGUUCUUGAAACACAAUGUAGUGGCUGCAGCACAACUGAGCCUUUACAGAGGACAUCAAAAUGGGGGAAGUGUGGAGUCACACGUGGGCCACACCAGGUAAGGACAGUAGUGAACCAAAUUAAUUUUUACACAAAGUAGUUGAGCAUAUCAAAUUUUCAUAUUAUUAAUUAAAUAUAAAUUCGACAGCAGCUUUGACGAGAUUGAAUUCAUAAAUCUGUUUACAUUUUGAUGUCCUUUGUAAACAGGCCUCCUGACCGCUAGUCUGGCAAUUUAACUACAGUGCUACUAUUACAUCAAUUGCAUUAGCACGAGGUCACUGCUGUUCCUUUUGGUCAAGAUUUGGCACAUUGCGAGGACUUGAACAUAAUAGAAGUCUUGUUUUAAUUUUAGUUUGCAGACUUUGAUGAAAUUUUACAUUAACAGUAAGCAACUUGCAAUAAUUAUACAAUGAAGGGCACUGAAAUGUCAAAGGAAGGCUUAUUAAAAAGUCGGAUACUUUUGAUUUCCCUUUUAACAGUUGAAUGACUGCAGCCUCAUCCCAUUCAAUUGCUUGGCAACAUAGCGCCGCACUUAACAACACUAAAACAAUCGAAUAUAGAGCCAAAACAGGAGAUUGCGAUCUCGGCAGGUUGUGUGGUAUCUUCACAGAACAUUAACUUGAUGAUAUUGGCAUGUUUGUUUGCUUCUGCACAGCAUAAAUCUAGGUGUAGUUGUUGCCAAGACCAACAUGAUUGAUCUGUAAUAUACAGCCAUGAAAUUUCAGAUGAUUUCAAACUGUGCUCUAAAAAGCAGAGUAAGCAUGCCUAGGUGAGGUGCACAAAACAAAUAAUCAAUGAUAUGGAUAGAAAAAUAUCCAUUUUAUUGAAGGCCAAAAAAGCUACAUUGAAGGAUGAACAUUUAAAUUGCUGCAGAAUUGAUUUAAACAAGAUAUUUUAUGCGUACAAUAGAUCAAUGUAUGCAGUGAGAGAGCUGGAUGAUGGAAGCAAAACAUUGUGGAUAUUCUAAAUAGAGCCAGAUACUCUAGUGAGAGUCAAACAUUCCUAUUUCCUUGCCAGCAGGAAUCAUUUGAUGGCAAUGCUACAAUGAGAACUUAUGGCUGCAAUGGGAAGUUGUUAUUCCAUUUCCCUUGGCUGAAAUUAAGCCUUUCGUUCUUUCGCCUGCUAACUAAACAAAAUCACAUACGCCAUUCAAAGAUCCUCCUGAUCAGAAAAUAGUAAUCUUCCUUUGCACAAUUUCAGUAUGUAGUUAUCAGCGCUCGAAUAACAAAACAAGUACGUACCUGGAAAUAAGAACAGGCAGUGGAGAUUCUUACCGCAAUUUUAAUCAUGUUAGUAACUUCAUGAAUAAAACAAAAACACUCUUCAUUGAAUCAUUAUGGUGCUGAUCCUAUCUGAGCAUCCGUUAACCCAGAAACAUUGCACAAUGUAACCCAGAGUCUACGAUGCAAGACAUUUUGUCCUUUUUUUUCACUUCCUUCUACUUAAAAUAUGUUGGCAAAAAAAACAUAAUUACAAGCUGAUUUGACGGCAUUUAAUAACAAAAA
Amblyraja radiata (thorny skate) is the source of this 3985-nucleotide messenger RNA. RefSeq names its product galactosylgalactosylxylosylprotein 3-beta-glucuronosyltransferase 1-like. Gene Ontology annotation, biological process: carbohydrate metabolic process; chondroitin sulfate proteoglycan biosynthetic process. The record is from RefSeq and is a predicted model, not a curated record. The transcript has 7 exons. NCBI's taxonomy places the organism in Eukaryota, Metazoa, Chordata, Chondrichthyes, Rajiformes, Rajidae. Bases 419 to 1441 code for a protein of 340 amino acids. Gene Ontology annotation, molecular function: galactosylgalactosylxylosylprotein 3-beta-glucuronosyltransferase activity. Gene Ontology annotation, cellular component: Golgi membrane.